Molecule: messenger RNA, 1329 nt
Organism: Linum tenue
Lineage: Eukaryota; Viridiplantae; Streptophyta; Magnoliopsida; Malpighiales; Linaceae
Source: the annotation of a GenBank genome assembly
AUGGCUUCAUCCCUUCUCGACAACAGUCCACCCUCGACGCCGGGAAAGUUCAAACCGGACAAAGCUCCGCCGUACCUCCACCACCACCACCACCGCUCCCUCCGGCUACAAUCCAACAUCUCGAAGCUCACCUUCUACUCUUUCCUGUUCCUCGUCCUCUUCUUCUUCUUCUUCCUCCUCUCCCCUCCUUCCUCCUCCUCCCCACGCCGCCAGCUCAGCGCCGAUCUCCCCGGCGGCCGCCAGUGGGAGAAGAAGGUCCUCAAAUCCACCCGCCCCGAAUCCGCCGGCUUCUUCACCGUCCUGGUCACCGGCGCUGCCGGAUUCGUCGGCACCCACGUCUCGAUCGCCCUCAAGCGCCGCGGCGAUGGCGUCCUCGGACUCGACAACUUCAACCACUACUACGACGUCAAUCUCAAGCACGCCCGUCGCAAUGUCCUCGACCGGGCCGGAAUCUUCGUCGUGGAAGGCGACAUCAACGAUGCCGAUUUGCUCCGCAGGCUCUUCGACGUCGUCCAUUUCACCCACGUCAUGCAUCUGGCCGCCCAGGCCGGCGUACGGUACGCGAUGCAAAACCCUAAAUCUUAUGUCCACAGCAACAUCGCAGGGUUUGUGAAUUUGCUCGAGGUCUGCAAAUCGGCAAACCCUCAGCCGGCGAUCGUCUGGGCUUCUUCCAGCUCGGUCUACGGCUUGAAUUCCAAAGUCCCCUUCUCUGAGAAGGACAGGACUGAUCGGCCGGCGAGCCUCUACGCCGCUACAAAGAAAGCCGGCGAGGAAAUUGCUCAUACCUAUAACCACAUCCAUGGUCUUUCCAUUACUGGGCUGCGAUUCUUCACUGUUUAUGGUCCGUGGGGAAGGCCAGACAUGGCUUACUUCUUCUUCACUAAGGACAUCCUGAAAGGGAAAGAGAUCAGUGUGUUUGAAACUGCCGAUGGGAGAAGUGUGGCCAGAGAUUUCACCUACAUUGACGACAUUGUUAAAGGCUGCUUGGGCGCGCUGGAUACUGCGAAGAAAAGCACUGGGAGUGGAGGGAAGAAGAAGGGUCCAGCUCAAUUGAGGAUCUACAACUUGGGGAAUACUUCCCCUGUUCCAAUGACCAAGAUGGUGAGCAUAUUGGAGAAGCUUCUUAAAGUUAAGGCGAAGAAGAAAGCUCAGCCGAUGCCAAGGAAUGGAGACGUGGAGUUCACACAUGCGAAUAUCAGUUUGGCUCAGAGGGAGCUCGGGUACAAGCCGACUACAGGGCUGGAGUCGGGGCUUAAGAAGUUUGUAAGAUGGUACGUUAGUUACUACGGGACGACAAAGAAGAAGAAUGGUUCAUCAUCCGCCUUGUGA